AUGCGUGAGGAUCAUUUCAAAAAAUGGAUCCAAAACAAACGGCACAUAUGCACACCAGGAGAAGUAGCAUCACAACAAACAAUCGAUCAAUACUAUCAAAACGUCCCAGCAACAGGGCUUACACCUAUAUCGUUAGGGGAUAUCUAUGAACAGCUUGCUACAUUUACUGGAAGAUUUAACUUGGCUCUGAAUACCUUCUCAAGCCCAGAGUUUACAAAGCUAGUUAAAACCAUUAUAAUGUAUACUGCAGACUCGAUGAUAUUGAAGUUCCCACAGUUACACAAUGUUAACAUCAAUGUUGAUAAACUAGCUUCUCAAAUAUACCAGCCUAUUUCAACUGACAAACUAAGGCAAACAAUGAUACAA
Messenger RNA from Trichomonas vaginalis G3, 366 nucleotides. RefSeq lists its product as uncharacterized. The record is from RefSeq and is a predicted model, not a curated record. The transcript has a single exon. Lineage: Eukaryota; Parabasalia; Trichomonadida; Trichomonadidae. The annotation marks the transcript as partial.